Messenger RNA from Etheostoma cragini (Arkansas darter), 2455 nucleotides. RefSeq names its product abhydrolase domain containing 3, phospholipase (gene abhd3). The transcript has 9 exons. Gene Ontology annotation, molecular function: monoacylglycerol lipase activity; glycerophospholipid phospholipase A1 activity; acetylesterase activity. The record is from RefSeq and is a predicted model, not a curated record. NCBI's taxonomy places the organism in Eukaryota, Metazoa, Chordata, Actinopteri, Perciformes, Percidae. Bases 155 to 1405 code for a protein of 416 amino acids. Gene Ontology annotation, biological process: medium-chain fatty acid catabolic process; phosphatidylcholine metabolic process; medium-chain fatty acid biosynthetic process.
UAUAUAUAUAUAUAUAUUAUAUAUGUAAGUUAAAUCUCCUCUACAUCAGGUCCCCUUGACUGUCUCCUUCACUGUGAGCUCGCAGGCAGACACAGCUGACUCCACCCGAGCUGGCCGCUGUCCUUGCAGUACGGGGGAAAACAGGGACCUUGCAAUGAUCUCGCUGGACUUCAAUUUCAACAUUUUGACAAGGGACCUGUGCGACCUGUCACAUUAUCUGGAAAAUCAAGUCAAAGUCGGGCUGUUCGGGUCAGGAGUAGGACUGUCUCUGGUACUGGGCUUUAGCGCAGCGUACACUUGCUACUAUUUGCUCUCAGUAGCGAAGAAGCCCCAGCUCAUCUCAGGGGGUAAGAAGUUCUACCACUUUCUGAGGGAGCAAUGUCCGGUAGUGUCAGAGACCUACUACCCCACCUUUUGGUGCUGGGAGAGUCGCAUCCAGACUCUACUAAGACCCUUUGUCACAGCAAAACCUGGGGUCGUCUACAAAAAUGAGCUUAUUAAGGCAGCAGAUGGAGGACAGAUCUCUUUGGAUUGGUUUGACAACGAUGACAGCCUCUCUCAUCCUGACCCUGCCACCAGGCCCACAGUCCUCCUUCUCCCUGGUCUGACCGGCACCAGCCGAGAGUCCUACAUCCUGCACAUGGUCCAACAGAGCAGGGAUCUGGGCUAUAGAUGUGUGGUAUUCAACAACAGAGGGGUUUCAGGUGAAACGCUGCUGACCCCCAGGACCUACUGUGCAGCCAACACAGAGGAUCUGGAGACUGUUAUUGAACACAUCCAGAAGACUAAUGAAGCUGCUCCAAUCAUGGCUGCUGGAGUAUCAAUGGGCGGAAUGAUGCUGGCCAACUACUUAGGGCGCAAGGGGCGGGAAACCUGUCUGAAAGGGGUUGUCGUCUUCUCAGCAGGCUGGGAUGUAUUUAAGUGCACCGCUUCCCUGGAAAAACCACUGGACCGCUUCCUCUUCAACUCUUACCUCACCAGCUGCCUACAAGCCUCUGUCCACAGACACAGACCAGUGCUCGAAAAGUGUUACGACAUCGAUCAUAUCAUGAAGGCAAAGACCCUUCGAGAGUUUGAUGAGCGGUUCACCUCCAUAAUGUUUGGUUAUCCUACGAAUGAUGACUACUACCAUGAUGCCAGUCCUGUCCACAAGCUGAAAUCUGUGCAGGUGCCAAUGCUGUGCCUCAAUGCUGCUGAUGAUGUCUUUUCCCCGUCUCAUGCCAUUCCAGUGGAGGCAGUGAAGCAGAAUCCCAACCUGGCGCUUCUCAUAACCUGUCACGGCGGCCAUAUUGGUUUCCUUGAAGGCCUGUGGCCUCGAAGGAGCACUUACAUGGACCGAGUCUUCAAGCAGUUUGCUAAGGCGGUCAUCGAACAAGGCAGCGUACUCCAAGACCUCUCCCAAUAAGAGAACUUAACAAAAUGUUCUUCUAGAAUCCCUUUCUUCUUCUUUAGUUCCUUCCUUUAAUCUUUUCGUUCAUCUUUGCCAUCCUUCUUUCAUUGCUGUAUUCCAUCCACGUUAUUUUUUAGUUUUCAGUCCAUUUUUAUUCUAUUCUUUCUUUCUUUCUUUCUUUCUUUGUUCUUUCCUUUGACCCUUUUCCCUCUUUCACCCUUGAUGUUCAUCCCUAUUUUCUGCUUUCUAUUCAUUCUUUAUACCUUUGCUCUCUACCUAAACCUAUUCUACCUAUUUCCUUUUUUUCAUUGGCUUACCUUUGUCCUUGGCCUCUAUCCUUUUUUCCCAUUCUUCCUCCUGCCGCAAGCAAAACAAAAAAUUUCUCAUUUGAAGGGCACAUCUUAUUGAAUGUCGCCAUUGUGUUGCAUUCAACAUUCAUUUAUUUAUUCCAUACAGUUAACAAUGCAUUGUGUGUAAUCACACUCUUAGUGGUAUGGUCCUUUAAAAAAACAACAAUAGCUGUUCAUGUCCCUGUUGUCGUUCUUUUGCAAUAGCUAGCUAACAAAUUCUGAGAUUACAUUGUGUAAUCAUUUGCUCUUGAAAGUAACACAAGUACUGUACAUGGAAAUCCAAUCAUCGUGGUUCAUGAACCUUUAAUACUUACAUCAGUAGGAUUUUAGCCCUCAGGGAUUUUAUUUAUUUAUUCAUACUUCCUGUGUAAAUUUGUUUUGUUAAUCAUUAUCAUUGAAUCUGUAUUUUCCUUGUUUAAAGGUAGAUGUAAUUUACCAGUUGACAUACUUCUUUUGGUUAAAGUAAUAGUUCUAUAUUUUGCAAAAUAAUAUUACUUGCUUUCUUGCAAAGUUAAAUGAGAAGACUGACACCACCUUCAUGCCAGUUCCUUAAAUACAAAGCUAAAGCUAACAGCUAAUUAGCUUAGCUUAGCAUAAAGACUGUAAGCAAGGAGCAAGAUUCAGGAUUCAAGAUUCCUUUUAUUGUCAUUUAGGAAAAUACAGAAAUGUAAAGCAUGAACAAAAUAAAGAGCAUGUCUCCUUUUUUAAAACAUAG